Messenger RNA from Paramacrobiotus metropolitanus, 1041 nucleotides. Its product is annotated as homeobox protein Nkx-3.1-like. The coding region runs from base 78 to 818 and encodes 246 amino acids. The record is from RefSeq and is a predicted model, not a curated record. Gene Ontology annotation, cellular component: nucleus. Gene Ontology annotation, molecular function: RNA polymerase II cis-regulatory region sequence-specific DNA binding; DNA-binding transcription factor activity, RNA polymerase II-specific. Lineage: Eukaryota; Metazoa; Tardigrada; Eutardigrada; Parachela; Macrobiotidae. The transcript is spliced from 3 exons. Gene Ontology annotation, biological process: regulation of transcription by RNA polymerase II; cell differentiation.
CAUUGACCUAACCAUUAGUAAAGUUAUACCUACCCGCGUCUAAAUUUCAUCGGAUAUUCCUCUGGUAUGUUUUCUCAAUGGAGACCAGCAGCAAAAUAUCAUUUCGGAUAAGCGAUAUUCUUGAUGAAUUCAUCACUGGUGUGCCGGGUAGGAAAUCUUUGAGCAGCGAUGUCACUUCCAUCCCUAAAACUGAGAAUCCAAAUCAGCGGAGAACUACUGACAUGCUGGGCGACAUGGACGAUUGUUACAGCAACCUUUCGGAUGAUGAAUAUCAGUCAGGCGUCAGUGUACUACCCGACGAUAUGAUGAAGGAACACGAAAAACUGGAUUCUCCUGAUAAAUUUCUAAACAAAAGUCUGGGAAGAAAAUGCAAAAGCCAUUCAGAUCUCGAAGCUGGUCCGCUCGUACAUUCGACAAAGCCCAGAAAAAAGCGUUCUCGCGCCGCAUUUUCCCAUGCGCAAGUUUUUGAGUUAGAGCGUCGCUUUAGUCAUCAGCGCUAUUUAUCUGGUCCAGAAAGAGCGGAGCUUGCAGCAGCCCUAUCCCUAACGGAAACCCAGAUUAAAAUUUGGUUUCAGAAUCGCCGAUAUAAGACCAAGCGGAAGCAAAUGCAAGUUACAGAUACAGUGACGGCCAGCCAUGUGCACGUUCCGCCGACUGCCCGCCGGGCACAAAUCAGGCUGAUUAUGCACAACAAUCAGCUAGUGUGUCACCCUGACGACUUGCCACAUCCCGGGAUAAUUUAUCCAUGUCCUCUUAUGCAGGAAUGGAUUGGUCAUUCUCGUUGGUGGAUGCAGCACUGUGAACAGUUUUUGACUUAGAAAUCUGCAUUUGGUCUGCUAUAAGCCUCUGUUUUACUCGAAUAUUAUUGUAUACAUACUCAUAAGCAAUAAUAAUUACCGCACAUUCGUGCUGCAGAAGUGAUACGAACACUCUUACUACAGUUUGCUGGCAGAUUCAAGCCUCAGUUUCUUAUAGAAAUUUAAGUUUCCUCACAAGAUUACAUAACUAAUUCUGUAUCAUGAUCCUGUAUGCUGUAUUGCA